Messenger RNA from Amoebophrya sp. A25, 2619 nucleotides. The record is from the annotation of a GenBank genome assembly. NCBI's taxonomy places the organism in Eukaryota, Dinophyceae, Syndiniales, Amoebophryaceae.
GUACCCACUUAUCCUGUCAGAAUCAGAAAAUUGCUGCUGCAGGUGUGUUAUUUAUCGCUAAGGCAUUUUCGUUGAUGGCUAUCAACUUCCGUACUUUUCAUUAGUUGAGCACUAGUUUAGCUUGUUCUCUUCAGGCACGUAUUGAAGAACAUCGUCUACUACGUACUCGAUGUCCAUUGACUUAAAAAGUUGAGCUCCACCCACUUGUAUUAUUCGUUUCUUUCCCUGGUCUCUUCUAGCUAAGAUUGGGCUUUCCUGAAAAUGGUGAAAAGGAAGCGAUUGGGGAAGAAUAAGACCAACAGGGUCUCAUUGAAAGACCUAGCCGAGAAGCGACAGAAACAAGCUGAGAAGGUACAAAAAUUGAAAGUCAGUGCCACAUGAUAUUAUAUACGCAUGGUGCAUGGAGUGGCAUGGAGAGCAUGGAGCACUUGCGCCACUCCCACGCAUGGAGUGCAUGGGGUCGCCGCGUGUCACGGAUGGAGUGCAUGGAGCACGAGGUGGCGCGCUAGCCUCUGCCAUCAGCCGCUCACCUCCUGUCGAUCGAUGGAGCAGCGGCGCAACGCAAAAGCGGCCCAGGACUGAGAGGCCCUCCCCCCUCGCCUGUCCGCUUUCUAUGGUUGCGGACCCAGUAGGGGACGCCACUGUGAGCCUCAGGCCGUUCCCGCUUGAGAGCCCUGCCUUCGACGAGCCCCCCCGGCCUCCGGUUCUGCGGGGUACAUGCAGGAAAGGCGCCCCUUCAGCCCGGCAGACCCCGCCAAAAGGGGACCCGCCGGGGCUGAGAGGUUCCCCCCUCGCCUUCCCAGGUCGGGGACGAUGGGUAUUGCGCCCUGGUUGAGCCCUGGGACACACAUACACAGCCCCCCUCUCCAACUUUUUGCAUGGGUCAGCCCCGUGUGGUUGCCUAGAGCGGUGCAGCAGUAGCAAGGCUUGCUCCGGAAAAGGAGUGAACCUCCCAAGGAUGCGACUUGCUGGGCCCUUUGCCAAAAUUUCCGGGCACCGAAGUACCUGGCAACGACCACCAGGGGCAGCAAUGUGUGUCAGGGCGCCUCGAUCUAUGUAGCAGCAAGCCCGGACUGCCGGCCAGUGUGGGCGUGGUGCUUCGUCCUCGAGUCGACCGCCCCAUCGUCUCAUCGUUGCAGUACUUACAGGGCUGCAGCGGACGAGUCUCGGGCAAAGGGGUGCCCGAAGGGCACCCCGCAAAAUUUUCACGCAUGGGGUGCAUGGAGUAGAAGUGGGGGCUGGCAAGAUUCUUGCCACUCCAUGCUACUCCAUGUGAUUCAUGCACUCCAUGCCAUGCACGCCACAAAAGCUUAUAAAUUAUUCUGUGAUAAUGAUAAUAUAUAUUGUAGCUCAUAUUUAUUAUGUUCGUCAAUAAUGAUAAUCUUGAAGAUGAAAACGAUAGGAAAAUUGAUUCAGAUGAGAACUUUAAUCAAUUAAUCUGAGUAUUCUCGUUUUCAAACAAUACUCAGGAAUUGAAGAAGACAUUGCGAGAAGUGCGUGCGAGUAGGGAUGAGCACAAGGUGAUUAAGAGGCGCAAGGCGAAUGCGCCAGCGCCCAUAGAAAAACGGAAAGGUCUCGGGUAUGCGGGAAUAUCAGCUGGCGCUAGAGAUUAUGGCCAUUUUAAUAAAUGUUAUAAACCAACACUGGCACCAUGUCCUCUCAAUCAUGUAAGUAGUCGAUCAUCUUGUGAUGCGGAUCUCAAAAUGGAGGUCCUCUUGUAGGUGGUUGUAGCACGUGUUUUUCGAAUUGAACUACAGGAGGUAGAUGAAAUAUGAUUAUCACGACUUCUACGAGAAGUGGUUUCUAAUGAGAACAAUUCGAGAGGGCGAAGGAGGCGAGAGCAAAGCGGCGGGUAGAAAAACUGCUUGCCAAAGAAGCAAAGACAAGUGGUGCAAGUGUUGACAAAGGAGUUACUGGCAUAACGAAAGAGAGAAGGACCGACAAGAAGGCUGCGAUCUUACAUUAAGGCUAUAAUCGAUAGUUCACUUGUUCCACUACGUACCAUGAUGAAUUGGAAUUUAAUAUUGAUCAGUCCUCUUCGAGUGAUUCUCAAACACUUUGGUAUCUAAGUUUUCUCCUUCAUUCCAUCUUUCAAUCGAUCAAUCAGUCAGUCACUGGCUGUUUGAUAAAUUCUUAGCAAAGAAACAAAUGGAACUCAUAUGAUAUGACAUGUAGGAGGAAACAAAUUGAACUUGUAUAAUAUAUACCAUAGGUCAUGUGUCUCGACGUCUAAUUGCAACUGAAGAAUGAUGAGGGAGGUUUUGCAGCAUUGUUGGGGGAGGAUAUAAGAAUAUGAUGCAAACUUUUCUUUGAAAGAACAAGAAGUCCCGCUCUACUUCUGAAUUCCGUUCUGGUGUAUGCUUGCCCAUGACGACGACAACGACGACGACCGCGACCCUGCCUCAUAUUUUAUUGACGUUCUGAAGAUACUGAUAUAUUUUUUUGUGUAUCAGAUUCAGACGUUUACGUCGAUCUUCAUGGAGCUAUAAUUCGAGCCACAUUCUGACGCUGACCUAGAAGUCAGACGAGCUUGAAAUGGAAGACUCACGCGAAUAGAGUCCUUUUUCCUAUGAUUGCCCGGCAUUGUGUUCGCAUGUAAUGUCAAUUUGUUCUCGUUGU